AUGUUGAAGAAGAUGAAGAGUGUGAGCAAGGCCCUCAAGAACAUGGGUACGAGGAGUUCAUCCCGACUCUCCUCGCACCAAUCAGAGAUGAGCAUCGACCUGACGCCCCUGCAAGCUCCAUCAUCUUCGUCUGGUACACGAGUCAAGGUUCUCGUCAAGACAGGAGACCUUGGAUUGAAGAUCCGCAGGGAGAAGGAAGUUCUCCAGCAGCUGAAGAACAGGGAGUUCAUUCACACCCCCACUCUCGAUCCUAUCCUGCUGACAGAAAUAAGUAUGGAUACCGAAUUUGACUUGAUUUUCCGGAUGUUAGGCCUUGUUUUCUCAAUUUUCACGGCAACCCUAGUCAUUUGCAUCGCCGUCGGAUCGGAUAUUUUUCUGGUUCUACUACUCCUUUCUCUGUCGCCUUCAUCCAUGGUCUCGCUGCUCCCUCGUGCUCCCUCCCUCGCCUUCCUCGCUAAGUCCGCCUGCUCCUCGCAGCGGCCGCCUGCUCCCUCCAUGUCGUCGUCCUCUACCGCCGCUUCCGUGGCCGCCGGGUCUAAGGCGGCAGCCGGGCCGAGGAAGCUGCCCGUGCUGCUGUUCGACGUCAUGGACACCCUCGUCCGGGACCCGUUCUACCACCGCAUCCCCGCCUUCUUUCAAAUGUCCAUGAAGGAACUACUAGAAAGCAAGCAUCCAACGGCUUGGUCAGAAUUUGAGAAAGGACUGAUCGAUGAGAAUGAGCUGGCCAAAAAGUUCUUCAAUGAUGGCAGAUCGUUUGAUUUGGAAGGUCUAAAAGAGUGCAUGGUGAGAGCAUAUGAAUACAUUGAUGGCAUCGAAGAUAUUCUUUGCUGUUUGAAGAAAAAUAAUUAUGAAAUGCAUGCUUUUACAAAUUAUCCAGUAUGGUACCAAUUAAUUGAGGAUAAGCUAAAGCUCUCAAAGUAUUUGUCUUGGACAUUUUGUUCCUGUAAAACUGGAAAGCGCAAACCUUCGCCCGAGUUUUAUCUUCAAGCUUUGGAUCAACUCAAUGUUGAUCCAGCAAGCUGCAUUUUUAUUGAUGAUAGGAUGUUAAACGUUGAAGCAGCUCUUAGUGUAGGAAUGAUUGGGUUGCAGUUUAAGAGUGCUAAGGCACUACAGGAGGACCUGUGUGCUCUGGGAGUUGAAUUACCUCCUCUUGUUUGCGAAGGUGAAGCACAAGUACAAUAAGGUUGUGUUGUGCCCUAUCUUGUCUUAUGCUCAACCAAACCACAAUACAAAUGUGCAUAGUAUAUAGUGCUCUUUCUUUGUGAGCUAUGCCAAUAAAUUAUUGUACUCUCAUCUGAAUUCUCUAUCAAAUAUAACUGAUAUGUUAACCACAUAUAUUCUCUGCCAAUGAAGAGCCUAUUGUUGCCAGCUAGUAGAGGCAAAAAGAUUAUCACAGACAUAUGCUGUCAAAAGUCAGCCAAUAAAGCUCUGUAACUUUAAUUCA
Molecule: messenger RNA, 1444 nt
Organism: Sorghum bicolor (sorghum)
Lineage: Eukaryota; Viridiplantae; Streptophyta; Magnoliopsida; Poales; Poaceae
Product: flavin mononucleotide hydrolase 1, chloroplatic
Exons: 8
Coding region: 1-1182 (393 amino acids)
Source: RefSeq, a predicted model, not a curated record